This is a messenger RNA of Coregonus clupeaformis (lake whitefish), 1285 nucleotides long. RefSeq lists its product as uncharacterized. The coding region runs from base 171 to 677 and encodes 168 amino acids. The record is from RefSeq and is a predicted model, not a curated record. The transcript is spliced from 5 exons. Lineage: Eukaryota; Metazoa; Chordata; Actinopteri; Salmoniformes; Salmonidae.
AUCAGCACGCUAGGCUAUUUCGCAUCUCCUUGCCGGGUAGCCUAUGCUGUAUCAGGACAGGACGUCACGGUUUUGACCUAGGGCAAAGGAGCACGAGUUACCCAGUUCCAUCAGAGCAUCUGAACGUUCUUAAGUUUACCGGGCCGAGCACGCACGAGCCAGCAGGCGCCAUGGAGUCGCAUCUCUCCACCACCGCAUAUCUCCUCCUAGCAUUGGUCUCUACAACAUCUGGGUUCUUCUGGACUCCCCGGGGGCCUCAGAUGUACCCCUGCCUCACCUACAUGGAGCACAACCUGCGGGUGGACUGUGAGUUCCCUGUGGAAGACAACCCUGCACACCUAGGCCCCUACUGCGAGUACAAGCAGGACAGCCGACUGGUGGGCAGCACCUACCCCAACGCUGUGUCCCUGGUGUCGACAGACAACCGAAGGAGGGCCAACGUGAGCUUGGUCAACCCCACCGUGUGUCGCCUCACCUGGGCUCCGAUGGCGGACGAGAAGCCCUACACCUACACCUGCAGGGUGUACCAGGGGUCUACCUGGAAGGAGAACAGCAUGGCUGUACACCAGCGAAUUCUUCCAAUCUGCUCAGCCCUCAGCGUGAUGUUCCAUACCGGGCUAUUUCUUCUGUCCCUUGUGAUGUCACUUCCUGUAACUACAGGGCUCCUCUCUCCCUGACCUCCUUUCAGUGUACAGAUAGCUAGAUGUAAUUACAUGUUUUUAGACAGAUUUUCAUAUCAUUAUUAUAGUACACAAUAAUAACUACAAUUUACUAAGAUUGUACGGUAUGCAUGUUCACAAGUGUAAUGAGUGUGAAACACAACAGUGGUACAUUGGAGGGCUGUGGCUCCAUAUUCACUGUUUUCUGACCACUUCAAUGAUCACUUAAAAACUGAUCCAUCAGACUAGAUCUUAUUUUGUAUUAUCUAUUCUCUAUAAUUUAGGCUUUGCUUUUGGAGUAUCAGGUAAGAAUCCUAUGAAAACAACUUAUUUAUAUCAGUCUAACUUUCAGAAUUUCCAGACUUUCAGGCUAUUAUCAGCCCUUUGGCUACAGGGAUGCUAGUACGGGAAUGGGUGGUCAUGUCCUAAAGAGAUUCACAAAGGCUGUUUACACAAGCAGACCAAUUUUGAUAUUUUUCCACUAAUCUGUUUUUUUAAACAAUCAGAUUAGCUAUUUUGUCAAUAAUUGGGCAACAUUUCAGAAUUGGGCUCCCUGUGUAAACACAGCCUUAAUAUUGCUGAUAGAUUGUGGCUUCCGUCAAUGUAAUUGUCUGCAUCAUUUCCAA